CUCCUCUGUUUUUCUCCCUAGGAUCAUGCGCCCAGAUGAUGCUAACAUCGCAGGCAACGUCCACGGAGGGACCAUAUUAAAAAUGAUUGAGGAGGCAGGAGCCAUCAUCAGCACCCGCCAUUGCAACUCACAGUCUGGGGAGCCUUGCGUGGCUGCCCUCGCUCGCGUGGAGCGCACGGACUUCCUCUCGCCAAUGUGCAUCGGCGAGGUGGCCCACGUCAGUGCCGAGAUCACUUAUACAUCUAAACACUCCGUAGAAGUUCAGGUGCAAGUAGAAGCCGAAAACAUCCUCACAGGUGCUAAGAGAGUGACCAACAAGGCCACUUUGUGGUAUGUCCCGCUUUCUCUUCACAACGUGCACAAGGUUCUGGAAGUGCCUCCCAUUCAGUUUGCGAGGAAGGAACAAGAGGAAGAAGGGAGGCGACGCUACGAGCAGCAGAAGCUGGAGCGUCAGGAAACCAAGGAGCGGAACGGUGAUGUCAUUCUGCCCGUGAUCAAUCCAGAGCCCUACACUGUUGGAUACAGCCAGUCAAGUCUGAUCCAUCUGGUGGGACCAUCCGAUUGCACCAUGCAUGGAUUUGUACAUGGAGGCGUGACAAUGAAACUCAUGGAUGAAGUCGCCGGAAUUGUCGCCGCUCGCCACUGCAAGACCAACAUCGUGACCGCCUCUGUGGACGCCAUCAACUUCCACGAGAAGAUUAAAAAAGGGAGCGUGAUUACCAUUUCCGGCCGCAUGACCUUCACGAGCAACAAGUCCAUGGAAAUCGAAGUCUUCGUCGAUGCCGACCGUUUUGUGGGGGAGCCCCAGGAGCAGUACCGCGCGGUCAGUGCGUUCUUCACCUAUGUCUCCCUAAGCAAGGAGGGAAGACCGCUCCCCGUCCCGCAGCUGGUGAUGGAAACGGAGGAUGAGCGGCGACGUUUUGAAGAAGGGAAGGGUCGUUACCUUCAGACGAAAGCCAAGCGCCAGGCACAGAUCCAGCCGCUGACGCAGCAGUGACAUUCGGCUACUUCUGGGCGAGCGACACCGUCAGUCCCUUGUUGACAAACCAUUCCAUAGGCCCGGCUGGAGGGAGGGGGCCUGCGACAAACUCCCGAGGCCCAUCGCCCUCUCCUCUCUGGCGAAGAUUCGUCCCAUGUUCUCUGUCAUCAUCGUAGCUAGCCCAGUGGGCACUUUAGGAAGCGUAGGGCACGCUGGGGGGGGGGACAUAUCUGAGCCUGGGGCAAAACAGCAGAGGUGGGCCAGGUGGACCAGCCAGACAGGCUGUUUUUACAACUGCCUUGUUGGCAAGGGUAGAAACAUCCAGCUUGAGAAAGAACCAUCUCAACCGUCCCAAAACACACGCUUUAAUUUCACGCCUUCCCGUGAAGGCCAGCACCUCUCUUCACGGCCCUGUCAGGCUCAGACAUUGCUCGAUGUCCCCUCUUGCUCCUUUCCCUCCAUCUUCAGUGUGUGUAUCCAUGCAGAUGUAUAUGUGUGCCUAAUUUAUUCAAUGACAAUUGCAAAUAAAGGUUUGGUGCCUUUAA
Molecule: messenger RNA, 1524 nt
Organism: Python bivittatus (Burmese python)
Lineage: Eukaryota; Metazoa; Chordata; Lepidosauria; Squamata; Pythonidae
Source: RefSeq, a predicted model, not a curated record